Molecule: messenger RNA, 1319 nt
Organism: Trematosphaeria pertusa
Lineage: Eukaryota; Fungi; Ascomycota; Dothideomycetes; Pleosporales; Trematosphaeriaceae
Product: Arf-domain-containing protein
Exons: 7
Coding region: 64-939 (291 amino acids)
Biological process (GO): vesicle organization; intracellular protein transport; endoplasmic reticulum to Golgi vesicle-mediated transport
Cellular component (GO): COPII vesicle coat; endoplasmic reticulum exit site
Molecular function (GO): GTP binding; GTPase activity
Source: RefSeq, a predicted model, not a curated record
CACCACUGCUCAACCCAAACCUCAACAUUUGACUUCUCCACACACAAAUCGCAACUUGCAACCAUGUGGAUCAUAAAUUGGUGUAAGUACUAUUCUCCACAACUGUGCCCCGAGCGAACAUCGUCGUCCUCGAACACGCGCCCCGAAAGGAAUCCACAACUAGAUAACCUGAGCCACUGGAAUGCCUCGGACAAAGCGAAAUGUUCUGGCAUGUUUGCGCCCUCUGCAGCCGAGGAUUGCGAGAUCGACCGCCUGCGGACAGCAAAGAACUGGCGGUUGAGCUCACGAUACAGCCCAUGGCGUUCCACGUACCGCAAACACAUCGUGGCGAUUAUACGCAUUAGUCACACUACUGCUCUUGAAUCUAUGCUGAUAUCUUUGGCUUUAGUCUAUGAUGUGCUGGCAUCGCUGGGUCUGCUUAACAAGCAUGCCAAACUUCUGUUCCUUGGACUGGACAAUGCCGGAAAGACCACGCUUCUCCACAUGCUCAAGAACGACCGGGUCGCAGUUCUGCAACCCACGCUGCACCCAACCUCGGAAGAACUGUCGAUAGGAAACGUCAAGUUCACAACCUUCGAUCUCGGAGGCCACGCACAAGCCCGCCGACUUUGGCGCGAUUACUUCCCCGAAGUAUCCGGCAUCGUCUUCCUCGUCGACGCAAAAGACCACGAGCGCCUCUCCGAAUCCAAAGCCGAGCUCGACGCCCUCCUCGCCAUGGAAGAGCUCGCCAACACUCCCUUCGUCAUCCUCGGCAACAAGAUUGACCACCCCGACGCCGUCUCCGAAGACCAGCUGCGCGCCGUGCUUGGCCUAUAUCAGACAACGGGCAAGGGCAAGGUGCCGCUCGAGGGCAUCCGGCCGAUUGAGGUCUUCAUGUGCAGCGUGGUGAUGCGACAGGGCUAUGGGGAGGGUAUCCGUUGGUUGAGUCAAUAUGUCUAAGUGGAAGAGGGGCUAGAGAAUGCGGGAUGGGCGUAAUCGUGGGGCGUAGGGUGGGGGUAUGAGGGUGUAUGAGGACUUUAUACAUGCGAUAGAUGUCUUUUCAUGGCCUUGGCGUUUACAUUUGGGAAUGGCACGUGUGAUACCGCUCCUUCUCGUCUACCAUAUUGUCACGGUGAUGAUUUUUGCGGAGUCAACACAAGUAAGAGAAUUUCUGGAUUGAUGAAGCGUUCUUUCAAAGGGGAAGGAUAUCAAGACCAAGCGAAACGGACAAUUUCGCCGCAAACAAUGCAGCAUUCCUUCCAAACCAUAGGCGCCGCCCAAUGCUUGAGGAUGCCUUUCGCAUCCAAUACUUCUUCGGUCACUCAACUCUAAUGUCUACU